Messenger RNA from Microcebus murinus (gray mouse lemur), 628 nucleotides. It is a transcript of the gene APOC4, whose product is annotated as apolipoprotein C4. The record is from RefSeq and is a predicted model, not a curated record. Gene Ontology annotation, cellular component: very-low-density lipoprotein particle; high-density lipoprotein particle. NCBI's taxonomy places the organism in Eukaryota, Metazoa, Chordata, Mammalia, Primates, Cheirogaleidae. Gene Ontology annotation, biological process: positive regulation of triglyceride storage; triglyceride homeostasis.
UCAGUGCAGCUCUCCCUCGCCCGGCCCAGAGAGCUGAGCACAGAGGGCAAGAGGGACGGAGCCCCCAGAAAUGUCGCUCCUUAGGUGCGCGCUCCGCGUCCCGCCCGCCCUCUGCUUCUGCGUCCUGGUCCUGGCCUGUGUCGUGGCGAGCCAGACCCCAGUGGCUUCUGAAAGCCCGAGCCCCCUGCCGCCAGAGCUUAAGAGUCGCUGGAACCUGGUACAGAGCCGGGUGAAGGAGCUAGUGACCAAGACCAGAGAGAGGUGGCAGUGGUUCUGGAGCCCCAGGAGCUUCCAGGGCUUUCUGCAGACCUACUACGAUGACCACCUGAGGGACCUGGGCCCUCGCACCAAGGCCUGGCUCCUCAGCUCCAAGGACAACCUCGUGAACAAGGCCCACAGCCUGUGCCCCACGCUUCUCUGUGGGGACAACGGCCAGGAUUAAAAUGUUCACACACAGAAUGGUGCUGAGCGCCUUUAGUUCCAGCUACUUGGGAGGCCAAGGCAGGGGGAUCGCUUGAGCCCAGGAGUUCAAGUUCGGCCUGGGCAACAUAGCAAGACCCCAUCUAUAAAAAAAAAGUUCAUAUUCAUACCUCUCCCAGCAUCCACAAUAAAGAAACUCUUAUCUGUG